This is a messenger RNA of Parathielavia appendiculata, 3354 nucleotides long. RefSeq names its product WD40 repeat-like protein. Gene Ontology annotation, cellular component: small-subunit processome; Pwp2p-containing subcomplex of 90S preribosome. The record is from RefSeq and is a predicted model, not a curated record. Lineage: Eukaryota; Fungi; Ascomycota; Sordariomycetes; Sordariales; Chaetomiaceae. The transcript is spliced from 2 exons. The coding region runs from base 81 to 2975 and encodes 964 amino acids. Gene Ontology annotation, biological process: maturation of SSU-rRNA. Gene Ontology annotation, molecular function: protein binding; snoRNA binding.
CCGACGCCAGGACGACUUUGAGAACAUUGAGAGACGGGUUUGCAGCCGGCUUGCAACGUGAGGAACCCCCCGUCGCCAACAUGGUCAAAUCUUACCUCAAAUUCGAGCCCUCCAAUUCCUUCGGCGUCGUCGCGUCCAGCAACUCGAACAUCGUCUGGUCGAGCCGGGGAAAGGCGGGCACCGGCGCCGGCCAGGCCAUCGCCGCUGCCAAUGAGGAGGUUUUUGUGUGGGACAUCAAGAAGGGCGAGCUGCUCGCCCGCUGGAAGGAUGAGAACUGCCGCGCAAAGGUGACGGCCAUCGCUCAGAGCAGGACAGACCCGGACGUGUUCGCUGUGGGCUACGAGGAUGGCAGCAUCCGCGUCUGGGACAGCAAGAUUGCCACUUCGGUCGUGAGCUUCAACGGCCACAAGUCGGCCAUCGUAGUUCUAGCCUUCGACAAGACGGGCGUGCGCCUCGCGAGCGGCGCGAAAGACACCGAUGUUAUUAUUUGGGAUCUCGUCGCCGAGGUUGGCCAGUACAAGCUGCGCGGGCACAAGGAUCAGAUCACGGGGCUGCACUUUGUCGAGCCGGAUCCGGUAAUGCAGGGCGAGGGCGACGAAGGGCAGCCACUGAUGGCCGUGGACACGGAGGCGGCCGAGGGGUUCCUCUUGACGACAGGGAAGGACGCUCUGAUUAAGCUUUGGGACCUUGCUUCGCGCCACUGCAUUGAGACACACGUUGCGCAGACCAACGGCGAGUGCUGGGCCUUGGGUGUGACCCCCGACUGUAGCGGCUGCGUUACCGCGGGCAACGACGGCGAGAUGACAGUGUGGGCCCUAGACGUGGCUGCUCUCGCCUCUUCUGCGCAGCAGGUCGACCUUUCACAAUCCAUCAACUUCCUCCGGGAUCGGGGAACGUUACACCGCCAGAGCAAGGAGAGAGCCGUCGAAGUCAUUUUUCACCCACGGCGUGACUACUUUGCGGUACACGGAGUAGAGAAGUCGGUUGAGAUUUGGAGGAUACGAAACGAGGCAGAAAUUAAGAAGAGCCUGGCCAGGAAAAAGAAGAGGAGGAGGGAGAAGCUGAAGGAAAAGAAGGCGGAUAGGGAGCUUGAGGUGGACGAUGCCGACGACAAGGCCGACGAUAUCACCAAAGCCGACAUUUCCGACGUGAUUGUGCAGCACGUCAUUGUCAGGACGGCGGGCAAGGUCCGGUCGAUCGACUGGGCCACGAACCAGGGGAACAAAGACAUGCAACUGCUCGUCGGGUCAACAAACAACCUACUCGAGUUGUACACGAUCAUUGGAAAGGACAAGCUUGAGUCAAAGGGCGACGCUCCUGAUUACAACAAGGCGUUGGCUGUAGAGCUACCUGGGCACCGGACAGACAUCCGUUCACUGGCAAUCAGCUCCGACGACAAGAUGUUGGCGUCUGCCGCGAAUGGUUCGCUGAAGAUUUGGAAUAUCAAGACAGAGACAUGUGUGCGGACCUUUGAGUGUGGCUAUGCGCUCUGCUGCGCGUUUUUGCCCGGCGACAAGGUCGUGGUAGUGGGCACCAAAGAGGGGGAGCUCCAGCUGUACGAUGUCGCCUCGGCAACACUACUCGAGACAGUUAAUGCGCACGAGGGCCAUGCCAUCUGGUCUCUGCAGGUACACCCAGAUGGUAAGUCGGUCGUGUCUGGCGGCGCAGACAAGACUGCCAAGUUCUGGGACUUCAAGAUCGUUCAAGAACAAGUCCUUGGUUCGACCAGGACAACCCCCAAGCUCAAGCUUGUGCAGGCGAGGAUACUCAAGGUGUCUGACGACAUCCUCAGCCUGCGCUUCUCCCCGGAUGCCAAGCUUUUGGCCGUUGCCCUACUCGACAGCACCGUCAAGGUGUUCUUCGUCGACACUCUCAAACUUUACCUCAACCUCUACGGCCACAAGCUGCCCGUGCUCAGCAUGGACAUCUCGUAUGACAGCAAGCUCAUCGUGACCAGCUCGGCUGAUAAGAACAUUCGGAUAUGGGGCCUUGACUUCGGCGAUUGCCACAAGGCCUUGUUUGGCCACCAAGACAGCAUCCUGCAGGUCGUCUUCAUCCCACACAACUCGGACGGCAACGGUCACCACUUCUUCAGCGCCAGCAAGGACCGCACCAUUAAGUACUGGGACGCCGACAAGUUCGAACAGAUCCAGCGCAUCGACGGCCACCACGGCGAGAUCUGGGCGCUCGCUGUCAGCCACAGCGGCACGACCCUUAUCAGCGCUAGCCACGACAAGAGCAUCCGCGUCUGGCAAGAAACCGACGAGCAAAUCUUCCUCGAAGAGGAGCGCGAAAAGGAGCUCGAAGAACUCUACGAAUCCACUCUCACCACCUCCCUCGAGCAAGACCCCGACUCGCAGGACGCCGACCGCGAAGUCGCCGCCGCCUCCAAGCAAACCGUCGAGACCCUCAUGGCAGGCGAGCGUAUCGCCGAGGCUCUCGAGCUCGGCAUGGCCGACCUGAACACCCUCCGCGAGUGGGAAGAAGCCAAGCAGUCCAACCCGUCGGUCGCUCCGCCGCAGCGCAACCCAAUCUUCCUCGCGCUCGGCAACAUCCCCGCCGAGACGUACGUGCUCAACACGCUGCAAAAAAUAAAGCCCUCGGCCCUGCACGACGCCCUUCUGGUCCUCCCCUUCUCGGCCGUGCCCAUGCUCUUUACCUUCCUCAACCUGUUCGCCCUGCGCGAGAUGAACGUGCCGCUGACCUGUCGCAUUUUGUUCUUCAUGCUCAAGACGCACCACAAGCAGGUCGUCGCGAGCAGGACCAUGCGCGCCAUGCUCGAGGGCAUCCGGACCAAUCUGAGGAGGGCGCUGCGGCGGCAGAAGGACGAGAUGGGCUACAACAUUGCUGCGCUGCGGGUCGUGGGCAUGCAGAUCAGGGAGAGGAGCGUCAGGGAGUACGUGGAUGAGAAUUGGGAAGCGGAAAAUGGUGCCGAGCAGGGGACCAGGAAGAGGGCUUUUGUGCAUGUUUCGUAGUGUGCGGUGUGCAUUGCAAGAUGAAUGCGUGGAAUGUAUGGGGCUGUUGGGUGGCGGUGUAGGAUUGAGAGAUUUUCGGGUGUUGUAUUGGAGUACAUGUCUGCCUGCAGAAAGAGCCAAGAACAGCCAUAUCUGGAAGUUUGGGCCCCAAGGAGUCAUGAUUCGAUCUAUUGUUCAAUCUCUAAAGGGCACGCCGCGGUGUGAUACAGGCAGUGACGCUAACGAACUAAAAGAUUCCAUAGCUACGAUGCGUGGAAGGCUUGGAUGCUGGCAGGAUUAUUGCCUGGUGGAUGGUUGAAGUAAACAAACCCCUGACAUCGUUAAACAUCCUGAAAGUGUUUUCAGAAGGAUAAAUCAUGUUCAAAUUAACAAUGCUCCG